This is a messenger RNA of Leptidea sinapis, 630 nucleotides long. RefSeq lists its product as uncharacterized. The record is from RefSeq and is a predicted model, not a curated record. The coding region runs from base 1 to 630 and encodes 209 amino acids. The transcript has a single exon. Lineage: Eukaryota; Metazoa; Arthropoda; Insecta; Lepidoptera; Pieridae.
AUGGCCGUCGCUGUUGUUGUGUUAUUUAUUUUUUCCGAAGCUUUCGCCCAAGAUCAGGCACUUAGUACAGCCUCCCCUCAAUCCCCCCCUAUGCCGUUCUUGGAUUUAUUCACUGGAGCUUCCAACUAUUAUCCCGAUAUAAGAAAAACAUAUUCCGAUCCCAGUUAUUACCAUGGUUCGUGCCAAAAGACAGAUGCGCUCUCGUCGCUCGCUAGUGUUUUAGGAAGUGCUGCCAAAAUAAUGCUUUCAGCAACUGUCAUAGCAAUAUUAAAACUCCUUGGUGCCAAACUUUUGUUUCUACCGUUAAGUGUUAUGGUGUUCGCGAAAUUGGGUUUGAAAGCUAUUUUAAUGUGGCCUGUUAUUUCUAAAAUGAUAAAAUACUUCAAGAAGAAGAAAAAGAAAAGCAAAUCAAGGAUUAUAAUGGAUUGUUCUGAGAGACUCGCGUGUGUUAUUCAAAGGUCGUAUAAGAGCAGUUGGGGAAGCAAUUUCGGUGCAGCUGUAACCUUUUCGUUGAUUGAGGAUGUAGACGAAGACAGUAAUAUUGCGAAAAUAUUGUUAAGCAUUUUAGCCGGGGACAAGGUCGCGAAAUGUAUGUCACUGGACUGCAACGCCGGAAUCGAUAUAAGCUGA